Molecule: messenger RNA, 2770 nt
Organism: Pelmatolapia mariae (spotted tilapia)
Lineage: Eukaryota; Metazoa; Chordata; Actinopteri; Cichliformes; Cichlidae
Product: transmembrane 4 L6 family member 5
Exons: 6
Coding region: 1130-1744 (204 amino acids)
Cellular component (GO): membrane
Source: RefSeq, a predicted model, not a curated record
CAAGACGAACUCCCAACUCUUAAGCCACAAUCGCCCACAUGAGGAUGCUUCGACACGGGUGCCUCGGCUCGCCGUUUAGGUUCCUCGGACUGCGACUCAAAAACUCCAAAGGAGACGCUGCUGUGGACCAAAGUUUACUCCAGUUCAUCAGAAUCAGAAGAGGAUGUUUUUGUAUCUUACCUGUUUAAGCUUUAAAGUUUGUAGCAUUAGGGGCGUGGCCUCUUUGACGUACAGGUGGCAGAGAAACUGAUGUCUCACUGAGAUUUUUCUUUUUCACUCACAUGAGCUCGGGCGCUCUCUCUGAAGUAUUUAGUAUGAGCUCGACUGUCCACUGUGGGCUGAGAGCUGAUCAGCUGCUGUCUGUACCAACACAGAUGAAUGAGUAUACAUAUCUAGUAACGUGCAUACAUCUCAUCAUCCUCACAUUCCUGCUCUUAGAUUUGGUUGUUUCUUGCAUUUUGCAGCUCUGUUGCUCGUGAAGCUGGCACACGAGAAUUUCACUCACAUGUGCUGUGACAAUAAAACUCUUUGAUUUGAUUACAGAGAAAAGCAGCAGAAACAUUGAGCUGAACAGGCACUGAUUUGAUCUUUGAGUGGCCUGUGACCUCUGACCUCCUGACUGUUAGGAGGUCUUUCUCAGUCCAGCCUCUGGAGCUGUGAACUUAGUUCAGUCUACAAAUGCACCAAAGCCUCCAAAUAAUUAACUUCUAAUAUAUUGUGUCUUCCGAGGCCUCGAUGUAAUCGGGACCAGUCAUGUUUUACCUUUAUGCCAUCCGGCUGACCAGUCACGAUCAGUGGUGACAGAAUCGACCAAUAGGAAUUCACCCUGAAAAAUCCAGCGAGCAGGCUGAAAAACCUCCCUCCUCGUGUUGAGCUACAGAAGCAGAAUCACCAGCUGCUGCGUCGCAUUGUGUGUGUGUUUGUAGGUCCGAUUUUAUCCUGUUUAUUUCUGUUUUUCCAGUUUGAUACCAAGCCGGUCCUGUUGAGGGGAAGUUUCCAUCUUUUGGACUUCCUGCGUGCGUAAUAGCGGGAGGCGUGUCCUGGUGCAUGUGCUGAUAGAUAUUUGUGGUUGUUCCUCAGAGUCUGAAGUGGAUCGUCAGUCAGCCUUCCCGUUUCUAUAAAAAUCUAGAUGUGUGUAUCAAGGUGUCUGCGAUGUGUGGGCGUGUCUCUAGUUCCCAUGGCGAUUGUCUGCAUACUGUGCAACAUCCUGCUACUGGUUCCUGAGCUGAAGAUCCAGUUCCUGUUGGACGGUCAUGUGACUAGAGAGGCGACCUGGGCCACAGGACUGUGGGGCUCUGGCUUCCUGGUUCUACUUGGAGCUCGAGCCUUUGUCCAGAGCAGCAGAACCCGAGGCUGCUGUGCGUUCAGGAGUCAGAUGUUGUGCCAGCUGCUUUACUCCUGCCUGUGUCUGCUCUCUGCUGCCUCCUGCUCCCUGGUCAGUGCCACUGGUCUGUCUCAGGGUCCCCUCUGCCUCUACAACGACUCCUCUGGUCCCACCUGGGGGGUCCCGCUGCAGCCCCUCCCAGGCCGACACUCGGGAUACCUGUUCAACAGGACUCUGUGGUCUGGGGUCUGCUUGGAGCCCAGCUCGGUGGUCCAGUGGAACUUGGUCCUGUUCGGUGUGAUGGGGACUGUGAGCGGACUGCAGUCGGUCCUUUGUGGGGCCAACAUCCUGAACUCCAUACUUGGCCUGAUUCUGGGCCAGGGCCUCUCCCACAGCAAGAUCAGUCCAGUUUCAGUUUGACGUGGGUUCGAUCCUGGGAGCUCCGACUGUGAUACACAGAAUUAAAAUGAAAAGUCUUUCACUGAUGCACUUUAGAUAAUCAAUAGCAUGAAGAUCAAUAACUUGAGAUACCUCGACCUUACGCAGGAUUGCAGUACAUGUACCUUUUAAUAAUUAUUUAUUUUCCUGAAUAAAACUAUUUAAACAUCCAGUUAAGCUAAAUAAUCAAUAAUAAAAUAAUAUCCUCAUGCUGAAUAAGAGCUUCAACAAAUUUAAAUUUUUGGUUAAAAAAAAGAAAACAAAAUCAUUGAUUUUUGUUUUCAAAGUUAAACUCUGAUUUUUAUUGAUUAUGUUGUUUACUGAUCAUUUUAUUAAACUUUAUUUUUUUAAUUUUGUAUUUAUUUAUUUUGAUUAGCAUUCAAAUAUCUCAGUGAAUACAGAAUAAAGAUCUACCACAAAGAAAGCACCAGACAAGGCUAAUCAAAAGGUAUUGGCUGAAGCAUUUGCUGUUUAUGUUUUUGUGAUAAUCCAUAAAACCAAAUAAAACUAAGUGUUAAAGAUGUUUUGGUUUUAGUUGCAGCGAUAAUAUGAGCGAUGGAAGGCAGUGUGUGUGUGUGUGUGUGUGUGUGUCCACGUGUCUUGUUUCCCCACUGUGGUCCCAUGUUCUCCUCGUGUUCAGUGUCAUGCCUCCCGCCCGUUGUGUCCGCUGUAUGUGUUCCGUAGUUUGAUCCGUGUCUCGUCUCCCAUUGUCACUUCCCUGUUCUCUUGUUAAGUCUGAGUGUCUUACUCUGCCUAUUUCCUGUUUUAUUUUGACAGUCCCGUGUUCCAUGUUCGGUGUGUUUAAUUUUGCUUCCCCUGUGGCGUCAUGUUCAUCUGUCGGCUGUUCCAUCAUUACCUUUCUGUGUAUUUACGCCCUCUGUCUCCCUCUGCUGGUCGUCCGAUCAUCUGUUAAGCUCCUGAUGUCUCAUAUAUAUUUCCUGGUGUUCCUGGUUUUCAUGUAUUUAUUUUCCCAGUUUAGGUUUUUGCAAUUAGUUUCUCUUUUUCGUG